GUCUCACUGACGCGCUCCACAGCAACCUCGCGCAGGCUGGUUCCACUUUUCCUCCGUGUCCGCGGGAGCUCUCCGGCGUGGAUCGCAGUGGAUACGUCCGUCCUCCUUCCAUGGAUCUCGUACUGCUUUGGCGUCGCUGAUCAUCCACUUUGAACUCUUUGCGCCCCAGUGUUUGCGCGCCCUAUAUUUCGGGGAGGCGUCCUCCUGCGGCUAAUUUCUCUGGGAUAUUCAUCGCUGACUAUAUUUUUUUUCCCAAACCCUUCGCCCAAAUGACUGAGCUCGGGUCCAGACGGAGACGUGGCUCCCCACUCGGGAAGACCUGCGGCUAAAGUUUGAGAGGCGCAGGAUUUGCUCCGGGCGGUGCGUCUCUGGUGGAUUUGCCAAAACAACAAUAAACACUGGAUACCUUUUGCGUCUUCGGAUUUGGAUUUAUACAGCUUCUAAUUUCACUUCUACUCAAACCAUGAAGACCGCAAUUAUUGAUGGGGGGCGACUCCUGCUUCUGGUGAUGUGGCUGAACCUUGUGCCUCAAACUGACAGCUGCCCAGCCAAGUGUGUGUGCUUCAGUGAGCCAAGACCCACCGUGGCCUGCCAACAACAAGGACUGUUUUCCAUCCCCACUGAGAUCCCGGUGCGGAGCCAGAGGAUAUUCCUCCAGAGCAACAAGCUCACGGUGGUCAGGUCCACCAGCUUCAGUUCCUGCCACAAUCUCACCGUUCUCUGGCUGUAUUCGAACAAUUUGAGCCACAUUGAGGCAGGGGCCUUUUUCGGCUUGGACAAACUGGAGGAGCUGGACAUUGGGGACAACAGCAACCUCCGCAUCAUCAGCCCGACGGCCUUCCGGGGCCUUACUAAGCUGCACACCCUCCACCUGCACAGGUGCGGGUUGUCAGAGUUGCCUGUUGGCGUUUUUCGAGGAAUGUUCUCCCUACAAUACCUUUACUUACAGGACAAUAACAUUCUAACGCUGUACGAUGACACCUUUCUGGACCUUGCCAACCUCACCUAUCUCUACCUACACAACAACAAAAUCAAGAUAGUGACCGACAACAUGUUCCGGGGAUUGAUCAAUUUGGAUCGGCUGCUGCUCCACCAAAACCGUGUUGUGUAUGUCCAACCCAGGGCGUUUAAUGACCUUGGGAAGCUGAAGUCUUUAUUUCUGUUUUUCAACAACCUGACCGUCUUGACUGGGGAAACCAUGGACCCGCUUGCAUCACUGCAGUAUUUGCGACUAAAUGGAAACCAGUGGAUCUGUGACUGCCGUGCAAGGACCUUGUGGGAGUGGUUCAAGCGUUUCAAAGGUUCGAGCUCUGAGUUAGAGUGCAACGUUCCUGAGUUCCUGCUCGGCAAGGACCUGAAGAGGCUAAAAAGUGAAGAUUUGGAAGGAUGCGUGGAAACCCCCCAAAUCCAGACAAGUCUUUUCAGCUCUAAAGGACAAUCCGGCAAAUUCCUCUCCACUGAAAACCCUCUGGGUGACACCCUUCCCCGCUGUUGUCUUGGCGAUAACGACAAGUCUUCUAUUCUCUCCGGUAAAAGUCGCCAAAUCACCAACAACCCCCUUAAAGAAAAAGAGAACAUGUCCAAGACCAAAUACAAAGAGAUGGACAGAAUGAAAAACGAGACCCAAAACAAGCAGAACGAUGGACCUCUUGGAACCUUAUCCAACACCUUGGACAAGUCCAUGGAGAAUUUAAACCCAGACCUCAUAGACAAUCUGGAGUCGUCGACAGCAACAAACAAAAAGAAAAAGAAGUGCUCCAAGAAGCCAAGAUCGGAUUCCCACUGUAUUAGAGGUCACGGAUCUAAUGUGCGAUCGCUGCCAUUUGUCGUCAUUCCAAUGAUCUGGAUAUCUUUAGCCAUGUCUUAGGACUUCUGAUCUCCUCGAUGAACACUUGAGAUUGGUGAUGCUCAUGACAAUUUUAACUGAAGAUGCUCUGGCAUCGUCACCGGACAGUGACUGGAGGGGCGGUCACGUUGACCUCACACGGUUAAAGCUGGACAAAUCAGAGGAAGACAGAGUACAAUUUACAAAAUGGAUGCCUUUACAGAACACUACAGAGUUAAUGUAAAUAAUGAAUCGGUGCCCAAAUUGUUUGUUCUCUAUGUACUUUAUUGUACGUUGUCUGAAGUACACUUUGGAGAUUCCAUUGCCCCCGCCCACUCUGAAGAGUUUGCUGCUCAGACGAACCAACAGAAAACAAAAAAAGGAGGAAGAAAAAAAACAAAACAUUGGGAAGAAAUGGACUGACAGAUCGUACAGAAAGAAUGUUUCAUAAGGACAAAUGAUCUCCGCUCAUUAUUUAUUGAAAGUGAUGCAUUUGUUGGGUACAUUUAUGUUUUUUAUGUUUAUUACCUGCCACAGUUUUAGUUCUAUUUUCAUGAGAAAAGGGAUAAAAUGGUAGCCAAAAGGACGCUGUCAUUUGUUUAAAUGGAACUAUAGAUAUGCAUUUUAUUUUACUUGUGUAAAAGUAUGA
Synchiropus splendidus (mandarinfish) is the source of this 2474-nucleotide messenger RNA. RefSeq names its product reticulon 4 receptor (gene rtn4r). The transcript is spliced from 2 exons. Lineage: Eukaryota; Metazoa; Chordata; Actinopteri; Syngnathiformes; Callionymidae. Gene Ontology annotation, cellular component: plasma membrane. Bases 464 to 1867 code for a protein of 467 amino acids. The record is from RefSeq and is a predicted model, not a curated record. Gene Ontology annotation, molecular function: protein binding.